UAUUAUGGAAUAGCUCCCAAAAGGUAUUAUCUUUUUAUCAUCUUAGCGACCGUACAAUAAUUCAUCAAAUCAACAACAAGUGGGGAUAUGAAAUGUUCUAAUGAGUUUGUGACAUAAGUCAUGUCAAUGGCUAGGGAAUAUAUCUAAUUGGUUUCUGAUUAAGCUAAUACUAUAUGUUUAGAAAAUGGAAAAAAAACAAUAUCAGGAGAAUUUUUUUAUAAGGCCAUUUAAAAAUUAAGGUUAGAAGGUUAAAUUCCAAUUCUAAAGGAAAUAGAAGAAGAAAUCAAAGAGGAAGUUAAUGUAAAGUUUUGAUGCUAUAUAAAGGUUAAAAAUUAAAAUAAAGCAAGAUUUCAAGAUGAGGAGCAUUUAAAGCAGUUAGAGGAAUAAUAAAAAGAAUUAUAUGAGAAAGCAAAAUUGGAGAACAGCAAACGUUAAAUUGAUGAAGAAGACCAUAAUAAACCUAGAAAAGCAUUAAAUUUACAAUUUGAAUAAGAAGAAGGGGAGGAGGAUCCUUAAUGA
Paramecium pentaurelia is the source of this 519-nucleotide messenger RNA. NCBI's taxonomy places the organism in Eukaryota, Ciliophora, Oligohymenophorea, Peniculida, Parameciidae. The record is from the annotation of a GenBank genome assembly.